Molecule: messenger RNA, 4293 nt
Organism: Erinaceus europaeus (western European hedgehog)
Lineage: Eukaryota; Metazoa; Chordata; Mammalia; Eulipotyphla; Erinaceidae
Gene: ATP13A5
Product: ATPase 13A5
Exons: 30
Coding region: 70-3726 (1218 amino acids)
Biological process (GO): intracellular calcium ion homeostasis; polyamine transmembrane transport
Cellular component (GO): late endosome membrane
Molecular function (GO): ATP hydrolysis activity; P-type ion transporter activity; ATPase-coupled monoatomic cation transmembrane transporter activity
Source: RefSeq, a predicted model, not a curated record
CUAAGAGAAACCCCAAAGUGUUUUGACAUUCAUGAAACUGCUCAGUCACUCUAAGAGGUUUGGUUUCAGAUGGAAGAGCGAAGUAAGGACCAUCGGGCUUUGCUCAACUCAGGAGAGGAGAAUGAACUGGAGGUGUUUGGAUACCGGACUCAGAACCUACGUAGAGUUUUCUGCUUAAUAGCAUCGGUGCUGACCUGUGGUUCUCUUCAGCUAGUCCUCUACUGGAGGCCCCAGUGGAGGGUGUGGAUCACCUGCACUCCUUGUUCUUUGCAAGAGGCAGAUAGUCUUUUACUAAGGACGACGGAUGAAUUUCAGAGGUACACGAGAAAGAAAGUGAUCUGUCUCUAUUUAUCCUCUCUGAAGUUUCCAAUAAGCAAGAACCCAGAACAGCCGCUGGUGGCUGACCAUCACUCUAUCAUAAACCAUGCUGUAUUGAAGCCAGAGUUAAAACUUCGAUGUAUCCAGGUGCAGAAAAUAAGGUAUGUUUGGGACAACUUGGAGAAGAAAUUUCAGAAAGUUGGGUUGCUAGAAGACAGCAAUUCUUGCUAUGACAUCCACCAUACUUUUGGCUUGGGUCUGACCAGUGAAGAGCAAGAAAUCAGAAGAUUAGUGUGUGGGCCCAAUACCAUUGAGGUGGAAAUUCAACCCAUAUGGAAGCUGCUGGUUAAACAGGUUUUAAAUCCAUUCUAUGUGUUCCAAGCCUUUACCCUAACUUUAUGGCUGUCUCAAGGUUACAUAGAAUAUUCUGUGGCCAUCAUCAUCCUUUCUGUUUUAUUCAUUAUCUUAAGUGUGUACGAUUUGCGACAGCAAUCAGUGAAGCUGCAUGACCUUGUGGAGGAUCACAACAAAGUCCAGGUUACCAUUCUCACGAAAGACAAAGGUUUGCAGGAGCUGGAAUCCUGUUUCUUGGUUCCUGGAGAUAUCCUUGUUCUCCCAGGAAAACUAUCAUUGCCAUGUGAUGCUAUUCUGAUUGAUGGGAGCUGUGUGGUGAAUGAAGGCAUGCUCACAGGAGAAAGUAUUCCUGUGACAAAGACACCAUUGCCUGAUACAGAGAACACCAUGACCUGGAAAACCCACAGCUCAGAGGACUAUCGGAAACACGUCCUUUUCUGUGGAACAGAAGUUAUCCAGAUCAAGCCCUCUGGGAAUGGGCCAGUAAGAGCAGUAGUUCUGCAAACAGGUUACAACACAGCAAAAGGGGACUUGGUGAGAUCUAUCCUCUACCCCCGGCCUCUGAACUUCAAACUGUACAGCGAUGCUUUCAAGUUCAUAGUGUUUCUAGCUUGCCUUGGAGUUGUGGGAUUUUUUUAUGCCCUUGGUGUAUAUAUUUACAAUGGAGUCCCUCCAAAAGAUACAGCCACCAUGGCCCUGCUCCUCCUCACCGUGACUGUCCCUCCUGUGCUGCCAGCUGCUCUGACUACAGGCAUCGUGUAUGCACAAAAAAGGCUGAAGAAAAAGAAGAUCUUCUGUAUCUCCCCACAGAGAAUCAAUAUGUGUGGGCAGAUAAACCUCGUGUGCUUUGACAAAACUGGCACUCUUACAGAAGAUGGACUGGACCUCUGGGGGACUGUCCCCACUGCUGACAGCUGUUUCCAGAAAGUCCACAGCUUCGCCUCUGGCAAAGUUUUGCCAUGGAGCCCCCUGUGUGCUGCCAUGGCCAGCUGCCAUUCUCUCAUCCUUCUCGAUGGGACCAUCCAAGGAGACCCUCUGGACCUCAAAAUGUUUGAGGGCACUGCCUGGACAAUGGAAGAUUGCAAUGUAGACUACUGCAACUUUGGGAUCUCAGAUUCCAACAUAAUAAUAAAACCGGGACCAAAUGCCAGUCAGAGUCCUGUGAAAGCCAUCACCAUCUUGCGCCAGUUCCCCUUCUCCUCAAGCCUGCAGAGGAUGUCUGUGGUGGCUCAGCUGGCAGGGGAGCACCACCUCCGUGUCUACAUGAAGGGUGCCCCGGAGAUGUUGGCCAAGUUCUGCAAAUCUCAAACAGUGCCUAAGAAUUUCCUACAUGAGCUGACGAUUUACACAAUGCAAGGCUUCCGUGUCAUUGCCCUUGCCUAUAAAACCUUGAAGAUGGGGAUGCUCUCAGAAGUGAAGAAUUUAGCCAGAGAGAAGGUGGAAUCAGAGUUAACAUUUCUGGGUCUUCUCAUAAUGGAGAAUCGCCUGAAAAAAGAAACCAAACCAGUCUUGAAGGAACUGGAGGAAGCUCGUAUCAGAACAGUGAUGAUUACUGGUGACAAUCUUCAAACAGCUAUUACAGUGGCAAAGAAUUCUGAAAUGAUCCCUCAGGGAAGCCAAGUGAUCCUUGUGGAAGCCAGUGAACCAGAAGGGACUGUUCCUGCCUCUGUGUCCUGGAAGCUGGUAGAGAACCAAGAGAAUGGAGCUGGCGAUCAAGAAACAUACAUUAACAUUGGAAAGAGUUCAGUGCCUGAUGGAGGAAGAGGGAGCUGUUACCAUUUUGCAAUGAGUGGGAAAUCAUACCAAGUGAUAUUUCAGCAUUUCAACAAUUUGCUUCCAAGAAUUCUAGUGAAUGGAACUAUUUUUGCAAGAAUGUCUCCUGGGCAGAAAUCAAGCCUUGUUGAAGAAUUUCAGAAACUAAAUUAUUGUGUGGGCAUGUGUGGAGAUGGAGCUAAUGAUUGUGGGGCUUUGAAAAUGGCUCAUGCAGGCAUUUCAUUAUCAGAGCAGGAAGCAUCUGUGGCAUCCCCUUUUACUUCAAAAGUUGCCAACAUUGAGUGUGUGCCUCAUCUUAUCAAAGAAGGACGAGCAGCUUUAGUUUCUUCCUUUGGGGUAUUUAAAUACUUGACCAUGUAUGGCCUAAUUCAGUUUAUUGGUACAUCACUGCUCUAUUGGCAAUUACAACUCUUUGGAAAUUACCAAUAUCUCAUGCAAGAUGUAGCCAUCACCUUGAUGGUUUGUUUAACAAUGAGUUCUACGCAUGCCCACUCAAAGCUGGCGCCAUACCGACCUGCAGGACAGCUUCUCUCCCCACCUCUGCUGCUCUCUAUCUUCCUGAAUAUCUGUUUCACAUGCAUUGUGCAGAUCUCUGCAUUUCUCUUCGUAAAGCAGCAGCCCUGGUAUUGUGAGGUCUACAAAUACAGUGAGUGCUUUCUGACCAACCAAAGUAAUUUCUCAACAAAUGUGAGUCUGGAAAGAAACUGGACUGGAAAUGCCACUCUGAAUCCUGCUUCAGUUUUAAGUUUUGAAAGUACCACUCUGUGGCCUAUCACCACCAUCAACUGUAUCACAGUAGCAUUUAUAUUUUCUAAGGGAAGGCCAUUUAGGAAGCCCAUCUACACAAAUUAUCUAUUCUCAUUUCUGCUGAUAUCUGCCUUGGGUCUCACAAUUUUCAUUCUAUUUUCUGAUUUUCAAGUUAUAUACCAAGGAAUGGAGUUCAUCCCAACCAUAACAUCAUGGCGGGUUUCCAUUUUGGUGGCAGCCCUCAUCCAGUUCUGUGUGGCCUUUUUUGUUGAGGAUGGCAUUCUUCAAAACAGAGAACUCUGGCUAAUGAUCAAGAAAGAAUUUGGAUUCUAUUCUAAAAGUCAAUACAGGACCUGGCAAAAGAAGUUGGCAGAAGACCCAACCUGGCCUCCUACAAACAGGACAGAUUAUUUAGGCAAUGGCAAAAAUGAAGUCUACAUCAACUUAGGCUAUGAAAGCUCUGAACAUAUUCCAAAAGAAAAACAGGAAUAUGGAGGCCAAACCAUAGAACAACAUUUUUGGACCAGACUAUAACCCGAAAUGUUGAGUACAUUUAAAAAACAUUCACUACUUCUUUACAGAAACUAAAAUACUGCAGGGCAUGGUUACAGUCUAUCUAGCCUCCUUUUUUCUUUCUCCAUCUUAAGAUUCAAAUCUUUCUCCUUUAUCAAUGAAUUGAGAUUGGUAACAAACAACUUAAAAAUAUGCUUAUUCUGACUAAAUCCUUUACUAGUGAAGAAAAAAUACACAUCCUGGAUUAUCAUUUUUUUUUCUAACAAAUUCUAUCAACAUCACAUAGCAUUAUCUUGGUUCAUAUGCACAAAUCAUAACAAUAGAAUAGCUUAAACAUCAAAUAGAAGAAAAAAUAGAAAAUUUUAAUCUUUGAAAGUUUCACUGAUAUAUUUUUAUUUUCAUCUAUAGAUAAUUGAACAAAAACUCUCAGUAAAUUAUCAGAAGUUUACUUAUACUAUGAUCAUUGUGAAAAACACUUAUAAAUGUAUCUUUAUCCAGUCAUAAAAUCCCUCUAUUUUUAAAAAUUUUAUUAUUUGUUUAAGAAAGUUCAAUUCUAAUAAAGGUAUUAAAAUAAAUUAUGAAAGUAUA